AUGGCGACGCCCGUACGACUGCAGAAAAGUGUGGACAAAAUCAGGCAAACUUUUAGCUACUGUGAUCUUUGUCGACACAGCCAUGAACAAGGAAAACGGCACGCGUUCUCUAGAAGACACAAGGAUAAAGUGAAGGCAGUUCUGAGUAAAUUUAGUGUCAAGGUGAAGGCUGCCAAGCAGGAUAUGAAGACACCUUGUAUACUCCAAGGCAACUAUGAGCCUCAGACCAACUAUUGGUGCUAUAUGUGUGCGUCGGAGGUACCCAAACACAUCACUGAUAGAGAAGUGACUGUGAGGCAUGCUGGCUUUAUUGAACACCUCAUGAGUUGUGAGCAUGCUCAGAAGGUGGAUCGUUUCUGGCGGAUGAAUCGUAUCGAGACUGCCCUUCAGCAAAAGUUCAUCUUCAGUCAAGACUCCAAGGAGUUGUUUAAGAAGGCAGUGGAGGAAGCGUUAGCGAAGCAUGAGGAACAGCAGGAUCGUCUUUUAUCCCAGACUGCUGCCAAGAUACGCAAAGUGGAGUCAACUCGCUUACAGAUUGUAGAAUCGUCAGGCAAUUCUACCUCCAUGUUUGGCUCUGAAUCCAGUGAGACCUUUCCUGCAACAACAAGAGUCUCAGGGAAUCACCCUGUGUUUCCCCCUGGAAUUAGAAGAGCUGGUGAGACGAGUGGGGCUGGUGAACUUCCAGGAAGAGAUUUGAAGCCAGGAUGUUCUUCUUGGUCCAGCCAUCAAGCAAACCAUGUGCAUGAAGUUAAACCCAGUUAUAACCAGAAGGAACCAGUCGGUUCCAGUUCAAACCAGUUCCGAGAUAAAUAUAAAGCACAAUCUGCUGCGCCACCUGCUAAGCCUGGCAUCCUGAGCAAAGUGAAGACAAUCGGUGUCAUAUCAUCAGGAGGUUUAACUACAGUCAAUAUAAAGGAUUCAGGAUUCACUGGGAAUAUUCAUUCUGGAACUACGCCGCCAUGGUUACGAGACCAAGAUGAAGAUGAAGAUGGGAGACGGGGGAUGGGUCCGUCUGAAGAGGAAUUUAAGCAGCAUUUGGAAAGACAGCGGAGAUCCAAACUGAAUCCCAACCGUGUGGGAGCCAACUUUGACCACAGCUCUCCCGCUAGUGAGGCUUGGCUGCCAUCAUUUGGACGAGUCUGGAACUCGGGAAGAAGGCUACAAUCAAAAUAUCAAUUCAACAAAGAGAGGAAUAAAUCCCAAAAGAGAAAAAAUGGCGCUCCAUCAACUGCAACUGAGCCGGACUAAAACUUACGUCUCUCUUCCGUUUUUAAAGAAAAAAAUUACUACUGUUUGUAAAAAUUUGAAUGAUUUUUGCAAGUGAAAAUGUAUCAUGGUCAGGGACCUUUCAGUCAAAAUAUAUUUUUUCAAUAUGCAAGUAAAGUGUACAUGUGAAGUGAGGUCCAGAUACCAGACAAUAUGAGAAUUCUUCAGAAGGCAAUCGACAUGAACUGGUUGAAACAUGGUCUUGGUUAAAGGACGAUUGAUUAGACUGGUCCCCUGUCUUUAUCCGCAAGGUAUAGACCGUACGGAAACACCCCUUUUUUGCUAUGAGAGACGCCAUCUUGUAGGGCAAACCGUAUGUGCAACUAAAUGCGUACAUCAAAGAAACACGCAGCACGCAGCGUUUCCGGUUUGAUUUUUACGGCACAAGCAAGCAUGCACACGAUCGAAGACGCCAUCUUGUAGGGCAGAUGUUUGAACGUUGACGUCAUAUUCAAUACGGUCUGAUGGUUUUACAGAACCAG
This is a messenger RNA of Asterias rubens (European starfish), 1748 nucleotides long. Its product is annotated as coiled-coil domain-containing protein 84-like. The coding region runs from base 1 to 1248 and encodes 415 amino acids. The transcript has 9 exons. The record is from RefSeq and is a predicted model, not a curated record. Lineage: Eukaryota; Metazoa; Echinodermata; Asteroidea; Forcipulatida; Asteriidae.